UUUAUGUUAAUAGAGCAGCGUCCAGUUUCCAGUUUAUGCCAUACAGAUGUUACUUUGAUGACGAUGUAGUAUAAAAGCUGAUCGCACUGAGAUGGGUGUGAUCAGUAGCCUUUGUGCGAUCAGGGAUAACCACGAUGCGAGUUCUGAUUCUGUCCGCCCUCCUGGCCUGCGCAGCCGCAGCGCCCUCUGGAGCCAUCAUCACGCCGCUGGCGUCAGUCCUCGCGCCAGCCGUGGCCAUCCCGGCGGCCAUCCCCACCAUCCCCCCCGGCGACCUCGAGGCCGCCGCCAUCAACGCCCAAGUGGAGGCUGAAGACCGCGCCAGGGCCCUCGCCGACAAGGAAAGGGAGCUCGCUGAACAAGCCGCAGCGGCCACCGAGGAUAAAACCGUCGAAGUCGUCAGCGAAGUGAAAGAGAAAGCCGACGAUUCCGUCUGGACUGAGGAGGAGAAGAAAUGGCAGGCGCUGGAAGCUCUCAACGUAGCUCAGGCUAAGCUCCAAGGAGCUAUGGCUGGAUACGACGGUGCUAUCGCUGCCAACGCACCAGCUCUGGCUAAAUCUGCUCUCGCCGGAACAGUCUUAGUCCCAGCCCCUUACAUUCCCACCGCUGUCUUCGCCGCUCCUGGCAUCGUCGCGCCUGUUGCCAAGGCCGCUGAGCCAGCUAAGCUGGAGGCUGAAGAACCAAAACCAGAGACUCCAGCGGAAGUCGCCGCUCCGCUGAUCGAAACCAAAUCCUCACUACCGGAGGGAGAAAAGACUGAAGCUGUAGCGAUUGAGGCCGAGAAGCCUGCUGCUCCUAAACCAGCUGAAUCAGAGAUUAAACCAGUAGCUAUUCCUUUCUCUUCGCUCCUGGCUGCUCAGCCCUUGGCUCUGGCGGCGCCCUGGACCCUUGGACUGGCCCCUAUCGCCCUCCCCUACGCCGCGAGCACAACAGUCAUCAACGGACAACUGGUUGGUGGACAGGUGCUGGCCCCAACUGUGUUGAAGACUCAAUGGUAGGAGGUGUGAUCGUGAUAUUUUCGGGUAUUGAAGAUGAUGCAGCUAUGGGACGCUAAAUUGUGAUUAAACUUUUCGAACUGA
Molecule: messenger RNA, 1076 nt
Organism: Plutella xylostella (diamondback moth)
Lineage: Eukaryota; Metazoa; Arthropoda; Insecta; Lepidoptera; Plutellidae
Gene: CPH3
Source: RefSeq, a predicted model, not a curated record